This is a messenger RNA of Mustela lutreola (European mink), 795 nucleotides long. RefSeq names its product gastrokine 2 (gene GKN2). The coding region runs from base 95 to 646 and encodes 183 amino acids. Gene Ontology annotation, biological process: regulation of cell population proliferation. NCBI's taxonomy places the organism in Eukaryota, Metazoa, Chordata, Mammalia, Carnivora, Mustelidae. The record is from RefSeq and is a predicted model, not a curated record. The transcript has 6 exons.
UGUUCUGGAAAGAGAUUUCCACACCUUAAAGCUAAUAUAAAGGGUUGGAGUUGCACUGGCAGCCUCGUCUGGCACCUUCUUCCCAUCAGGCAAAAUGAAAGUCCUUGUGGUGUUUCUGGUGUUGGCCAUCUUUGGGACACAAUCUCAUGGAUAUGAGGUUUAUAACAUCAUCAGCCCAAGCAAAAAUGGUGGCAAUCUUCAGGAGACAGUGACAAUCGACAAUCAAAAAAAUAUUGCCAUCAUUAACAUCCAUUCAGGUUCAUGCUCCUCUACCACGAUUUUUGACUAUAAACAUGGCUACAUCGCAUCCCGGCUGCUCUCCCGAAGAGCUUGCUACAUCCUGAAGAUGGACCACAAGGCGAUCCCUGCUCUGGACAAACUAGAACGAUACAUCUACGAGAAACAGGCUAUGAAGAACAUGUACUCUGACAAAUACUUCUGGGUCAAAUACAGCCCUCUGCAGUCCUUGAUCAUGGACAUAGACUGGUUCCUGGUUGGUUCCCCGAUCAGGCAUCUCUGCAGUCACAUCCCCCUGUACAAGGGGGAAGUGGUUGAGAAGAUAGAAAACGUCAGUAUUCGCUUCUGCUCAAAGACUGGACUCCUGGGCGUCUUAGGAUUCUCCAUCUGCGCAAGCGAGGGCGUUUAAGGCCCCCCCAACCCCCUGCCCCACCACCCCGUGUCGUCUUUUCUAAGACACGCUCCCUUGUUUUCCACUCAGCAGCCAAAUUAAGUUCUUUCCCAAUGCCCCAACCAAUGUUGAGACUCAGUGGUAAAACAUAAAUCCUAUUAUCUACA